Pestalotiopsis fici W106-1 is the source of this 969-nucleotide messenger RNA. RefSeq lists its product as uncharacterized. The transcript has a single exon. Gene Ontology annotation, molecular function: hydrolase activity. Bases 1 to 969 code for a protein of 322 amino acids. The record is from RefSeq and is a predicted model, not a curated record. NCBI's taxonomy places the organism in Eukaryota, Fungi, Ascomycota, Sordariomycetes, Amphisphaeriales, Sporocadaceae.
AUGGCCAAUUUAAGCUUCAAUACCGAGUUCCUCGAGGCGACAAAGGCCUCAGCCGGAAUGAGUCUGCCUGUCAUGGACGAUCCGAAAGCACAUCGUGAAAUGCAUGAUACUUUCAUUUUGGAGAAGGUGAAAGCGAUUCCGCACAUACCGACAAUCAAAGAAAGAAAACAUGAGAUCGUAUCUAUUGAUGGUACCAAGAUAGCAGUCCACCGCUUUGAGCCAUCAAUCGUCCAUGAGCCGCUGGGGUUACAGCCGGCCGCUGUGUACGUGCAUGGAGGCGGACUCAUUGCUGGCUCCAUUGCAACUUGCAGGCACACAAUCGAGAAAAUAGUUCAAGCUUCCGGUAUUCAGAUAUUCGCUGUAGAAUACCGCCUUGCACCGGAACAUCCUUUCCCUGCCGCAGUGGAGGAUGUGUCGGCCACGAUACAAUGGCUUCAGUCGAAUGCUACGAGUCUACAUGUUGACCCGGCAAGGAUAGGUCUCUUUGGCUCGAGCGCUGGUGGUGGGAUUGCAGCAGGAGCAGCACUUCUCGCACGGGACAAACCAUUCGACUACCCAAUCGCUAGACUCAUUCUGCAGUACCCCAUGCUUGAUGACCGUACUACUUUUGGGGACGACCACGCGCUUACACAAUUCGUGAACUGGAACGUUCGACUCAACGAUAUGGGCUGGAGGGCGUAUCUUGGGGGAAGAGAUCGAAACCAGAGAGACGACAAAAUCCCAAUUUAUGCGGCUCCUGGAAGAGCCCAGAGUCUGGAGGGGUUGCCACCAACAUAUGUCGAAGUUGGUGGGCUUGAUCUUUUUAGAGACGAAACGAUAGCAUUUGUUGCCAAGCUUGCUCGUGCGAACAUUGAUGUUGAGUUUCACUUAUACCCAGGGGUAACUCAUGGUUUUGAAAGCAUAGCUCCAGAUAUCAGGUUGUCGAAGGAAUCCGAUGGUAACCGUGAGAGGAUACUUAAAAGUUUGUAA